Molecule: messenger RNA, 1393 nt
Organism: Corylus avellana
Lineage: Eukaryota; Viridiplantae; Streptophyta; Magnoliopsida; Fagales; Betulaceae
Product: putative pectinesterase 63
Biological process (GO): cell wall modification; pectin catabolic process
Molecular function (GO): pectinesterase activity
Source: RefSeq, a predicted model, not a curated record
AUGGUUUUGAAACAGACUCAUUAUGCCGCUACGGCAUCGUUUUUCUCCACCCUACUGCUUCUCAAACUCCUCCCAACAGUUGUCUCCGUCGUCCCGAACAACAAAACAUCACCGCUGGACGCAUGGAUUCAGAGCAACAUGAAACACUACUCAGCAACCAAAUCGUUUGGGCAGACCCUCAAAACGACCGACGACGAGGGUAGCGGCGGCAAUAAGGUGAUAAAGGUCAGAAAAGACGGUUCCGGAGACUUCAAGACGGUGACCGAGGCCGUGGAGAGCGUCCCAUCAGGAAACUCACAGCGAGUGAUUAUAUCGAUUGGUCCGGGUACGUAUACGGAGAAGAUACAAGUUGAAAAGUCGAAGCCGUACAUCACGUUUUACGGGGAAUCGGGAAACAUGCCAACGCUAUCGUUCGCCGGUACAGCCAAGAAAUACGGUACGUAUUACAGCGCCACGGUGACCGUGGAGUCUGACAACUUCAUGGCCGUCAACAUUGCCUUUGAGAAUUCAGCCCCGGCUCCAGAUCCUCGACAGAAUGAUCAACAGGCGGUGGCAAUGAGGAUAGCAGGAGACAAGGCAGCAUUUUACAAUUGCAAGUUCAUAGGUUACCAAGACACCUUAUUCGAUGAUCAGGGCAAGCAUCUCUUUAAAAACUGCCUCAUCCAAGGCACCGUUGAUUUCAUCUUUGGAAAUGGCAAAUCCGUCUACACGGGAACCACAAUAAAUUCGGUAGCAAAGGGAUUGGGGACGAUAACAGCACAAGGAAGGGAAGAUGCUAGCGAUGACAGCGGAUUCGUAUUCCUCCAUUGCAAGAUACAGGGAACAGGCGAUACAUACCUUGGUAGGGCAUGGAGGAAGAUGCCCAGAGUCGUGUUUGCUUAUACUGAGAUGGGUAGUCUCAUCGACAAGGAAGGCUGGUCUGAUAAUGCAAGCGGCCAGUCCUCUGACGAAAUGUAUUAUGGAGAGUACAAGUGCACAGGACCAGGGGCAAGCUCCUCAGGACGCGCCAAAUUUGCAAAGAUUCUUAGUGAUGAUGAAGCAGCACCCUUCCUGAGCACCAGUUUUAUUGACGGAAGCGAGUGGAUUCAAGGACCUCCCAGCCUGUGAGCAUCAAAUUAUUAUACCAACGUACAGGGAAUGCAAACGACAUGCAUAUAUAUUAUUAUAUGCAUAUAUAGGAUCGAUGUUCGUCCUCAUCGUUGUGACAAACCAAACCUGGUACUUGGGAUUGGUAAAAUGUAAUUGUUUGACAUGAUUCUAGCUUUCUUGUAAUGACAAAAUAAUUUAGUCAAUUAAAUAAGGGAUGUCCAAUCCCGGCAAUUAGGAUUCCCUCCAAUUUCAACCCCAAAUUGUAAGAAAUUCAGGCAAGAAAUGAGAGAGAUGGAGGCCAAGA